GUUUAGAUGAACAGUUCCCAUUGUCACCAGUUGUCCUUGUCUCCUCCCUCUUGUACCCUUGCCUCUGUUCCGGCCCUGUAUCACUUGCCCCACAAAUGCCCUUGUGACGGCUGCAAGUUUUUUGCUGAGCUCGAAUGGGCUGUCUGGGGCCAAAUAAAUUGCUCUGGAACUCUUUUCAACCUGUUACUAGUUUGCUACUAUUGGCAGUGUGGUUAGAAAAGAACAUUGUUUUAUUAGUGUGCAUUAAUCACACAUAAUGGAUUUCAUUAUGACACUUUGAUUCAGCUCUCUGGCACAGCUGGGUAUUCUGGUGUCAGAAGAAAAGAGAAGAGCCUUUCUGAAGAUCCGGUCCAGGGGACAGAAGAAAUUUGGAGCAUAUUCCAAAGGUGCAGCAAGGAACAUCGACAACAGUCCUCAGAAUCCAGACAAACUUCCUGGCUUUGUGUCUCUUUUCAGUUGUUCAGAGCUUGGGUUUUGCUAGAGGAUGAUGAGACAAGGCACUAAGAGGGCGAAGAGGAGUAUAUUGGAUCCCUGCCUCUCCUUCCAGCUGGAAAAAUCUUGAGCCCACCAGAAGCAUUAUAAAGAAGACUGAAGAGCUUAUCUUCCUUAGCCUGGUCCCGGAUGCUGUUGAGUUGAGGAGUCCCAUCUGUUUCACCAGGACUUUGGGGAAGCACUUUCAAAAGCAUAGAAGGAAGCAGGACUUAAGGACUUGUCUGCAUUGGUCAUGUGCCAAGUUACAUUUUGAACACCGGGGCAAGUGAGGAUCUAAAGGGGACCUAAAUUCUUUGAGCAUAUGUGAUGCUUGGGAGAUUACAAAAUCAGUCUUCCAGUAUAAACAAACUUCUGAAUUCUUUUCUUUUGAGGGCUUCAGCAAACACAAGUUCCCUGCCAAAAAAAGAUUAAGGCCUUUUUUAUUUAUUUAUUUUUUAAUGAGUGCUUUUGGGGCUAAUGUGAACAAUAAUGUCUUGGAAAAGAAAUUAUUUUUCAGGAAGCCGUGGUAGUGUUCAAGGGAUGUUUGCACCUCGAAGCUCAAUGUCUAUUGCCCCCAGCAAAGGCCUCAGCAAUGAGCCAGGGCAAAACAGCUGCUUCCUCAACAGUGCCCUACAGGUUUUGUGGCACUUGGACAUCUUCCGCCGUAGCUUUCGGCAGCUUACCACUCACAAGUGCAUGGGCGACUCUUGCAUCUUCUGUGCUCUCAAGGGCAUUUUUAAUCAGUUCCAGUGUAGCAGUGAAAAAGUGCUUCCCUCGGACGCUCUCCGCAGUGCUCUGGCAAAGACUUUCCAGGAUGAGCAACGCUUCCAGCUGGGAAUCAUGGAUGAUGCUGCAGAGUGCUUCGAAAAUCUCCUGAUGAGAAUUCACUUCCACAUUGCGGAUGAAACCAAAGAGGAUAUAUGUACUGCCCAACACUGCAUUUCUCACCAGAAAUUUGCAAUGACAUUGUUUGAGCAGUGUGUAUGCACUAGCUGUGGUGCCACUUCCGACCCCCUGCCCUUCAUCCAGAUGGUGCAUUACAUCUCUACUACUUCCCUGUGUAACCAGGCUAUUUGUAUGCUGGAAAAACGAGAGAAACCGUCACCAAGUAUGUUUGGUGAACUGCUUCAGAACGCCAGCACCAUGGGGGAUCUGCGGAACUGUCCGAGCAACUGUGGGGAGAGGAUCCGGAUCCGCCGAGUGUUGAUGAACGCACCACAGAUUAUCACAAUUGGACUGGUUUGGGACUCAGACCAUUCAGACUUGGCAGAGGAUGUCAUCCACAGUCUGGGUACCUGCCUUAAGCUGGGUGAUCUGUUUUUCAGAGUGACAGAUGACCGGGCCAAACAGUCUGAACUAUACUUAGUAGGAAUGAUCUGUUACUAUGGCAAACAUUAUUCUACAUUCUUUUUUCAAACAAAGAUCAGAAAAUGGAUGUAUUUUGAUGACGCUCAUGUUAAAGAGAUUGGUCCGAAAUGGAAGGAUGUGGUAACCAAAUGCAUCAAAGGGCAUUAUCAGCCCUUACUGCUGCUUUAUGCAGAUCCCCAGGGUACCCCAGUGUCUACCCAGGACCUGCCUCCCCACGCUCAGUUCCUGUCAUACACCAAGACAUGCUACGAUAGUGAAGAUUCAGGAAGGGAGCCUUCCAUCUCAAGUGACACUCGAACAGAUUCCUCAACGGAGAGCUAUCCCUACAGACAUUCUCACCAUGAGUCUGUGGUCAGUCACUUCUCUUCUGAUUCUCAGGGGACAGUCAUCUAUAAUGUGGAGAAUGAUUCCAUGUCUCAGAGCAGUCGGGACACAGGGCACUUGACUGAUAGUGAAUGUAAUCAGAAGCACACAUCGAAGAAAGGGUCUUUGGUAGAGCGCAAGAGGAGUUCUGGCCGUGGUAGGAGGAAAGGCGAUGAGCCACAGGCCUCCGGGUACCACAGUGAAGGAGAAACACUGAAAGAGAAGCAGGCUCCUAGGAGCGCCUCCAAGUCUAGCAGCACAAGCAGGCUGAAGGAUUUCAAAGAGACAGUCAGCAAUAUGAUCCAUAGCAGGCCUUCCUUGGCUUCUCAGACCAAUGUAGGAUCUCCCUGUGCGGGCAGGGCAGGAGACCAGCCAGACAAGACACCACCAAGGAACUUGCCUUUACACUCUCGGGACUGGGAAACUGAGAGUACCAGUAGUGAGGCAAAAUCCAGUUCUUCCAGCAAGUAUCGCCCAACAUGGAGACCCAAACGAGAGUCUUUGAAUAUUGACAGCAUUUUUAGUAAGGACAAAAGGAAGCAUUGUGGCUACACCCAACUUAGAACCUUUUCUGAAGAUUCAGCUAAAGAAUUUACGCCAGAUGAAAUAAGCAAGCCACCUGCUUAUGACAUUCAAGCUGGUGGACCAAGCUCCCAGCAUAAACCCUGGAGUGCAGCCCGGCCAGGCUCUCAUCUUUUAGAGCAGCAUCCACGCCUAAUCCAGCGGAUGGAGUCUGGCUAUGAGAGCAGUGAGAGGAACAGCAGCAGCCCUGUCAGCUUGGAUGCAGCCCCUCCUGAGAGCUUGAAUGUCUACAGGGAUCAAAGCACAAAGAGACCAGGGUUUGUCCCUUCUUGGCGUCAUAUCCCAAAGUCCCACAGCAGUAGCAUCCUGGAGGUAGACUCCACAGCAUCCAUGACUGGCUGGACAAAGACUCAUCCUCUCUCAGGUGGGGAGAUCACCUCUAAAAGUGAGCUGGAUGAACUACAGGAAGAAGUGGCCAGGCGGGCCCAGGAACAGGAACUUCGAAAGAAACGGGAGAAGGAAUUAGAGGCUGCUAAAGGGUUUAACCCUCAUCCCAGCAGAUACAUGGACUUGGAUGAACUGCAGAAUCAGGUGCUGACCCUUUCAGGGAGGAGUGACGGCUUUGAAAGGUCCUUGCAAGAGGCAAAUUCAGUAUUUGAAGAGUCGCUGCAUCUGGAACAAAAGGGAGACUGUGCUGCAGCUUUGGCUCUCUGUAACGAAGCUAUCUCUAAACUAAGACUUACCCUGCAUGGUGCCAGCUCUAGCACGCACAGCAGAGCCCUAGUCGAUAAGAAGUUGCAAAUCAGUAUUCGAAAAGCACGAAGCCUGCAGGAUCGCAUGCAGCAGCAACCAUCAUCGCAGCAGCCGGUGCAGCCCUCAGCCUCUCUCCCACCACAGGGGGGCGCCCUCCCUCAGCUGACAAGUGAGCAGCCUGUCCCGCUCCAAGUAUUGUUAAACCAGGAGGCACAGCUGGAUCCCUGCCGGGAAACAGAGUGUGGGGCCAGUUCUACCUUCUUCCACUCACCUGCUUCCUGCCAUGAGUCACACCCAUCCCUCCCCCUGGAGUCGCCUGUUUCCUCUGUUUCACAGCACAGUUCCCCUAGUAGAUCUUUGAAGCUUCUGACCUCAUUUGAGGUGGACAGCAUUAAUCCCUCUGCAUUCCCCAGGCAGGAGUUACCUACAACAGCAGGUAGAAUUGAGAGGAAUUCUCAGCAUGAAUGCCUGCCACUGGAUGCCCUUGAAGAUAAGCUCCAAGGCCACAGGGAGGACAGCAGCAGCUGCAGCAAAUUCCCACCACCAGAAGGGAGAGACAUAGUUGGAGAUAGGCUGUUCGAAGAAAAGAAGCGCCCUGUUGACACAUCCAUGGUGGUGCCUUGGUCCCAUUCAACAGGAGAAGCCACUUCUGAGAUAGUUAUACAUAGCCUAAAUAGUCCUUCAGGUUCAUCAGCUCAGCCUAGUAUUCCUCCUUACAGAGCCUGCCACCCCAUAAUGUCUGCUGCUUCUUCACCUGAGCUUCAUGCUACUGACCCCAUGCAGAAACUUAACCAACAUCUUCAAGCCCAAAGUCUCCAAACUUCAUUGACUUCAAAGGUGGUCAGAGGCAGUGAGGAGCCCUAUAGGCCAGAGUUUCCCAGUACAAAAGGACUUGUCCGCUCAUUGGCAGAGCAGUUCCAGAAGAUGCAGAAUACCUCCAUGAGGGAUGUUAUAGGUUCCCAGGAUCGAAGUUUGCCAAAUGGUCUAAGGAAGAACUCUCCUUCUGACUUGAUGCCUCCAUUACACCAGGGUCCAGGAAAAGACCACUGUCACUGGGUAAAACAGCAGCCUUCUCUAGAUGGCAGGGAAAGACUGCCCUCCUGGGAAGAUGCUGCUGAUCAUCCUCCUCUUGCCAUGGACUCUGGGCUUCCCAAUGGAGACACCGCUGGAAGAGGACAGCCCAGGUUGGCUGAGCCACAUAUAUACCAAGGAAGGCUAUCCCAAGUGACAGAUACUAGGCCUAAGGAGCUGGGUAGCAGUGUCAUCUUGGGGACUUCUUUGCCUUUGGAUUCCUGGGUAAACGUCACAAGGCUCUGUGAUUCUCAGGUUAAACACAGGGGCCCUGGGCCAGGAAUCAAGUCCUCCUCCCAUGAUUCCCAUACAUGUGUAACCUACCCAGAGAGAAAUCACAUCCUUUUGCAUCCACACUGGAACCAAGACACAGAGCAGGAGACCUCUGAAUUGGAGUCUCUCUACCAAGCCAGUCUUCAGGCCUCUCGAACUGGCUGUUCUGAAUGGAGGUCACAGGAUGUGGCUUGGCAGCCUCUUAACCAAACAGGCUUUGCAGAUGGCGUGGGGAGGAGACUGCACUCAGCCCCUGGUCUUGAUCUCUCAAAGACUCCAACAGCAGAGAUGGAGCAUGCUCUUCAUGGACCGAGCCCAGCGCCUGUCUCUCAGGACUCAUCAAACGUGAGGAAAAAGACUUUGGAAACCGGGCACCAUUGUUCCAGCUCCUCCUCCCUCCCUGUCAUCCAUGACCCUCCUGUAUUGCUCCUUGAUCCUAAACUCUACCCUCCCCAACCAAAGUUCCUGUCCCCUGAUGUUCUGAUGCCCAGCACGGCAGGGGAGCCCUAUAGACCCCCAGGAUCUUCGAGGAGUGUCCCACAGUUUCUGGCUAUGUGUGACAGGGAUGAAACUCCCCAAGGGGUCAAGUACACAGGAAGGACUUUGAACUACCGAAGUCUACCCCAUCGUUCCAGAACUGAUGCUUCCUGGGGACUGGGGUCAGAGACCAACCAGCAUGUUGGGACCAGAGUCCUAACUACGCCAGCAUGCAAGCCUCAGCUAACCUACACUGCCACACUACCAGAACGAAGCCAGGGCCUUCACGUUCCUCAUGCUCAGUCCUGGGGGAGUCUUUUCCAUUCACCCUCACAGCCUCCUGCUGUUCACCCAGUGUCCUCACCAUCCAGCAGUCUUCAUUUACCCCUUAAGUCAGCUUGGAAUUCAGGUCCUGGCCUGGGGUCUCGAACACCUGGCCCUCGAAGAAUAGAUAUGCCCCCAGAUGAUGACUGGAGACAGAGCACUUACCCCUCCCAGCGUAGGCAAAGGAGGACUGAUGAGGAGAGAAUUACGUUUCUUCUAUCAAAUGCCCCUGGAAGAGAGCAGAACAGGGCAAGAUUUCUCCCGCACAGCAGGUGGUAAGGACCACCCUCCCUUUCCUGGAGCCACACCUUUCUCUAUAAAGCUGUACCAUGGCAGAGUUGAAACCUGCCAGUUACGCUGUGAUCAUCUCAACGUAGAAUUGGCACCUUCAGUCCAUCAUCAUAUGCCUGUACUCCCAGCAGCUGGGAGCUAGAGGCAGGAGAAUCAGCAGUUCAAGGCCGGAGACUGGGCUAAAAGAGACUGCUUUACCAAGCAAAAUCACCACAACAAAAGAAUUGGCUUUUCCUAAGGGUGUUUGCUUCUUUGAGAGGGAAUGUUUGAAAUUCCAGCUUUAGAGCUGGGACUGUAGCUCAGUUGGUAGAGUGUUUUCCUAACAUGCACAAAGCCCAGGGUUAGAUCCUUAGCACCAUGUAAAACUGGGCAUGGUGGUGCACACCUGUAAUCCUAGCACAUGGGAGGUGGAGGCAGGAGGAUCAGAAGUUCAGGUUCAUCCUUGGCUACAUAGCAAGUUCUAGGCUAGUCUGUGCUACAUAAGACCCUGGGGGGCGGGGGGAGGCGGGGAGGUGAGAAAAGAGAAAAGAAAACUCAGAACUUUGGCUCCUCUAACCAAUGGAAGCAGCUGAUGCUUCAGACUUGAUUUGAGCCACUUUAACGUUGAACCUAUUUUAUUCCUCUGGACACCUGCUGUUCCUUAGUGUUUAAGACAUUACUUCAUUCUUGGUUCCUUUUAUACCCUGAUCCCCAGCUGAGCCCUCAUCUUUUGGUCCCUACUAUAUUCCCUACUUAUACUUAGUGCCUGGACUCUUUCUUCCCUGCCGUCAUGAUUCUGACUGCAUCUGGAUGGGAAGCCCAGCUGCCAGGUAUUACGGCUGUCAGCCUUCCUCGUGACUCAGACUUUAGGCCUAGAAUGUGGAGCUGCCGAUAGUGUUGGCCCUUCUGAACAGAUGGAGUUGGGCACACUAACACCCUCCUGUCCUCAGCAGCACAGCCAUUACUGCCACCUGCUCAUCGCUGUUGUAAACUCUCAGAGUCAGCUAAACUAUUUUAGGGCAAAGCAUACUGUUUUUGUAAAGUAUUUUUCAUUAAUAAAUCUAUAAGAUAGUUCUAUUUAA
Molecule: messenger RNA, 6974 nt
Organism: Peromyscus maniculatus bairdii (prairie deer mouse)
Lineage: Eukaryota; Metazoa; Chordata; Mammalia; Rodentia; Cricetidae
Source: RefSeq, a predicted model, not a curated record